AUGCCGGUGCCGGCGGCGGCUUCGGCGGCCGACCCCCGCCUCGUGCGCAACACUUGCAUCCUAGCGCACGUGGACCACGGCAAGACCUCCCUCGCGGACCACCUGGUGGCCUCCGGCGGCAGCGGGCUCCUCCACCCGAGGCUGGCCGGCAGCGCCCGGUUCAUGGACCACCUGCCGGACGAGCAGCGGCGCGCCAUCACCAUGAAGUCCUCCUCCGUGGCGCUGCGGCACGCGCACCCCGCGGGCGUCCACUGCGUGCACCUGAUCGACUCCCCGGGCCACGCCGACUUCUGCUCCGAGGUCUCCGCCGCCGCGCGGCUCUCGGACUCGGCGCUCAUCGUCGUCGACGCCGCCAAGGGCGUCCGCGUCCAGACCCACGCCGCGCUGCGCCAGGCGUUCGUCGAGCGCCUGCGCCCCUGCCUCGUCCUCAACAAGCUCGACCGCCUCAUCACCGACCUGCUCCUCUCGCCCGAGGACGCCUACGCGCGCCUCCGCCGCAUCCUCGUCCUCGCCGAGGUCAACUCCAUCUACUCCGCGGCGCUCCGCUCCGGAUCCUACUUCUCCUCCCUCCUCCAGGGCGACAACGGCCGCCGCGCAGGCGGCGGUGUGGACGAAGACGAGGACGAGGGCGACGCCUUCCAUCCCCACAAGGGCAACGUCGUCUUCGCCUGCGCCCGCGACGGCUGGGGCUUCCGCAUCCACCGCUUCGCCGACCUGUACGCCCAGAAAACCGGCGCUAGCAAGGCCACGCUGCUCAGGGGUUUCUGGGGCCCGUACUACGUCGACAAGGAGAAGAAGGCGAUUCUGCCUCUGAGGAAGGAGUCCACGGGCAGCGGCGCGGACCAGCAGCCCGCGUUCGCGCAGAACGUGCUCAAGCCGUUGUGGAAGGUGUACCAGAGGGGCCUGAUGCCGAAUGGCGCAGAGUGGAUGCACAACAACGUCGUCUCCGUCUUCAAUCUGAAGGUGUCGCCACGGGAGCUGCGCAGUAAUGACCCCAAGGUCUCGCUGCACGCCGUGCUGAGGGCGUGGCUGCCGCUCGCGGAGUCGGUCAUGGAGAUGCUCGUCGAGUGCACGCCCGACCCCGUCGCCGCCCAGGCGUUCAGAGUGCCAAGGCUUAUGCCGGAGAGGAGGGUUGCUGCCGGCGGUCGCGCCAGCAUCGUCGCCGAGACGGCGCUUGUGAGGAGCUGUGUGGCGACCUGCAGCACGAGCGCAAGCGCGCCAGUGGUGGCAUUCGUGUCCAAGAUGUUUGCAGUGCCAUACUUGAUGCUGCCGUCCAAGAGGCUGAACGGGGAGCUGAUGAACCGCAACCAUGGGCACAGUGAGCCGGAGUCGGAGGAGGAGUGCUUCCUGGCGUUCGCGAGGGUCUUCAGUGGGGUGCUUCGUGCAGGGCAGAAGGUGUUCGUCCUGUCGCCGUUGUAUGAUCCGGUAAAAGGGGAUGAGGCGUCGGGCCAGCAUGUGCAGGAGGUGGAGUUGCAGUGCCUGUACGAGAUGCUUGGGCAGGACCUGGUACCGGUUGACAGUGCGGCUGCCGGCAAUGUUCUCGCAAUCCAGGGGCUUGGACAGCACGUGCUGAAGAGUGCAACACUGUCGUCGACCAGGAAUUGUUGGCCAUUCUCGAGCAUGACGUUUCAGGUGUCGCCGACGCUCAAGGUCGCCGUUGAGCCCUCAAACCCUGCUGAUCUGGGAGCCCUUCUGAAAGGACUGAAGCUUCUUAACCAGGCAGAUCCAUUGCUUGUGUACACGGUCCCUCGGAGGGGCGAGCAUGUCCUUGCUGCAGCUGGCGAGGUGCAUUUGGAGCGCUGCAUCAAAGAUUUGGAGGAGAGGUUCGCGAAGGUCCAGCUGGAGGUCUCAAAGCCAUUAGUUUCAUUCAAGGAGAGCAUCCAAGGAGAAAGUGUUAGUUCAAGGGGAAGCAUGAAGGCUCAACAGGGGUUUGCUGAGAGGACCACUCUGAAUGGGAGAUUCACCGUGAGAGUUCAAGUCAUCAGGCUACCCGAUGCACUGACUAAGGUCCUUGCAGAAAGUGAAGAAUUACUUGGUAAGAUAAUUGAUGGGGAAAGUUCACAGUUUACUCAGGAUGGUGGUAAUUCAACAGCAAUGCUUAGGCACCGCUUGAUCAGUGCCAUUGACUGUGAAUUGGAAGCGAUCUCUGAGCAAGUGGAAAAGGAGAAGCUUGAGAGAUAUAGAAAAACAUUGGUUGGGUACCUUCACAGAAUCAGAGCCUUAGGUCCUUCACAUGUUGGGCCAAACUUGCUUCUCUUGCCUGACUUGAAAUCAAGUAGUGCUGUUACCGCAAGCCAAAAUGGAAGAGGAGGUAUUCUUGUGAGUAGUAGAUGCCAUGUCUCAGAGAGGUUGGGGUUUGUGGGGGCAUCUGGCGCAGAGACUAAAAAUGUCACUGAAAACAAUAAAAUACAGGCAUCAAUAUAUUCUCUUGAUUCUGAGGAACAAACCCAUAUAGAUAGAACCGCACUAAGGAAUAGCAUUGUCUCAGGUUUCCAGUUUGCUACAAAUGCAGGUCCCAUAUGCGAUGAACCUAUGAUGGGUGUGGCGUUUGUUGUUGAGCCCUACAUUUUUGUCAAUGAUGAUGAUGUUCCAACUCAUUCUGAUGAUAACAUCUUCACUGGGCAAGUAAUUACAGCAGUGAAGGAAGCAUGCCGAGAAGCUGUUCUUCAGAACAAGCCAAGGCUCGUGGAACCAAUGUACUUUUGUGAAUUGACCACUCCGACGGAGCAGUUAGGUGCAGCGUUUGCGGUUCUGGGUGAUUGUCGAGCCAAGGUGCUGAAAGAAGAGAUGCAAGAAGGUACUUCUUUGUUCACAGUGCAUGCUCACUUGCCAAUUACCGAGAGCUCUGAGUUCGCUGAGAAACUUCGGAAACGAACAUCAGGUGCAGCUAGUGCGCAUCUAGCUUUUAGCCACUGGGAAUGUAUCUCUCAGGACCCCUUCUUUACCCCGAAAACACAGGAAGAGAUUGAAGAAUUCGGUGAUGGCUCAAGCAUUGGCCCAAGUGGCCUACAUGUUAAAGAGAAAGUUGUGGAGUAUGGAACGAAGCAGCGAACUCUUGCGAGGAAAGUGUAA
Panicum virgatum (switchgrass) is the source of this 3072-nucleotide messenger RNA. RefSeq names its product elongation factor 2-like. Gene Ontology annotation, molecular function: ribosome binding; GTPase activity; GTP binding. NCBI's taxonomy places the organism in Eukaryota, Viridiplantae, Streptophyta, Magnoliopsida, Poales, Poaceae. Gene Ontology annotation, cellular component: ribonucleoprotein complex; cytosol. Gene Ontology annotation, biological process: cytosolic ribosome assembly. The record is from RefSeq and is a predicted model, not a curated record.